AUGCCUCCACGACAGAAUGAGAGUGGACAGAGGGAUGUGCCAUCGGGCGAAUCGGAUAGGCGUCAGUCGAGGUUGGAGGAAAUUCGAGGGGGGCUAAAUUCGAUGUUCUCGGGACGAUCAAGCGUUGAGGCUAGGAGUUCUUCCCCCGAAAGUCCAAAAGCUCCACGAUUAGUUGGCCUUAGCAAUCUGCCAUCAACUCGAAUCCAUAUUCCGGGCCUCACUAUAAGUCGAAGCUCGACGCGCCGAAACUCUGCUGCUGCCGAACCAACAUUACCUCGACAUGAAGAACGUCGUCCUCCUCCUGUCGCGACUCGUUCCAAUAGUAGACUCUCACAAUCUACACAACUUCCAGCAGUGUCGUCUCCCAUUUCGACAAUACCACCUCGAGUGCGAAGACGAUCGGAGCGCAGGUUUCUUAGUGUAGAUCCUGCUGAGCAGCAUCUAGCCGACUUAGCAGAUAGAGGUAGGAGAAGAAGGGGAACUCCAAGGGGAACGCAAGAAAGUGGGAGAGGCUGUGCGCCGAGAAUCCGGAACAAAAGAAUACGCCAAAAGAUAUUGCAUUCCUUAAUAUCUGGGCUGUUUCUCGUUUUGGUGCUCACGAUAUAUCUUGCAUUGGCAUUGUCAGAUAAGGAUGAGAGCCAAGAAUUUCACGUUCUCUUAAUUUUGAUUAUCUUGAUAGUUACUAUCUUCUUCUGCCAUUCUUUGAUUCGCCUCUGUAUGAUGAUCUUGAAACCGCCGAUAGAGGGAGAACCCAAUCCACGACGUCUCCCAUCGAUGGUUGGACCUGGAGGUUAUGCCGAAACCUCAGUCCCUAUACCCGUCGCGCUCGCCAGAGAUGAAGAAGCAGCGGGUAUUGAAAGCCAAGCUACGAAAGUGCCGCCUCCAGCUUAUGGAUUAUGGAGAGAGUCGGUGAGGGUUGACCCAAAUCGGAUUUUCUGGCAAAGAAAUGAAGCAGCGUUAAAUCGUUCCAUCUCUCGAAUAUCCGAACGUCCCUCGACGGCUAAUCGUCCCCCGUCAUAUAUGUCUGAUGAUGGCAUUGAUUAUGUAAUUGAGGCAGCACCUCGUUCAACGGUGACGGGAGAAGACGUAUUACCUCGACAUCCAGCUGAUCGAUCCGAAUGGCCUCGUAUAUCUAACUAA
Molecule: messenger RNA, 1140 nt
Organism: Botrytis deweyae
Lineage: Eukaryota; Fungi; Ascomycota; Leotiomycetes; Helotiales; Sclerotiniaceae
Exons: 3
Coding region: 1-1140 (379 amino acids)
Source: RefSeq, a predicted model, not a curated record